This is a messenger RNA of Thermothielavioides terrestris NRRL 8126, 525 nucleotides long. RefSeq lists its product as uncharacterized. The coding region runs from base 1 to 525 and encodes 174 amino acids. Lineage: Eukaryota; Fungi; Ascomycota; Sordariomycetes; Sordariales; Chaetomiaceae. The transcript has 4 exons. The record is from RefSeq and is a predicted model, not a curated record.
AUGCGAACAAUACUGACCCCCAAUCUUUUGGAUCCGGACCUGUGGAAUUUGCCCACGGCCGAUCCUAGCGCCACGAUGGAGCCCACCGCAAGGCCGGGCCCCGGCCCGGCACCCGGCGACGAUCACCACUCGCCGCCGCAGGAGGAUCCGGACAUCGUCCCAGCCAGGCCCCGCGACGAACACGACGAUGACGAGUUCCCGGUGACCGACGGCUACAAGACGGCGUCGCCGACCGGGUCGACGAGUGUGACGUCGAGCAUCUACGCGCACAGGCACAGGCGAUGCGGCGAAGUGCUUUGUGACGACGGCACAAUGCUCGAGGACGACUCCGUGAAGCAUCUGUACGAGGUCGCGCGCCAGGCCUUUUCGCAGAUUGGCAUGAACUGCAUCGUGAAGAAGGUGCUUAUUGGCCCUUGGGCCGUCGACAAGACGGUGCGCGUCGUCGGCAUGUACCAGCAGGUUGCUGUGCAGGACUUGAUGUCCUCCCUCGCCGCCGGGCUCUUCGCCGCGCUGGGCAUGUCGUAA